Messenger RNA from Suillus discolor, 861 nucleotides. RefSeq lists its product as uncharacterized. The record is from RefSeq and is a predicted model, not a curated record. The transcript has 11 exons. Lineage: Eukaryota; Fungi; Basidiomycota; Agaricomycetes; Boletales; Suillaceae. Bases 1 to 861 code for a protein of 286 amino acids.
AUGGCUUUCGAGCUUGAAGGCUUGGCUAUUAGUCAGCUUUCAUAUGCCGAGGACGAAUUCAUUGACCUUGCAAUUGCUGGACUUGCAUCGCAAGCUGAGAAACGUACCAGUAGCAAGAAGUACGGUCCAUGGGCAGCAGGAUGGGUCCACAGAGUAGACCACUACUGCAAACCAUGGAUGGGACUCGGAUCGUAUGACGGUGCACCGUGCUACACUGGCAGGUGUUGUAUGAUUGAAUUACUGUAUGCAUUCUCGACGGGAAAUAACCAAUUUGGCGAAGAGGAAGUACUGUCGGUUGUGUUUGGCACUAUCUUAGCUGUAAUGGGAGAAGGCGAUAGGAACACAGAUAGAACAUACACGCUACCGUGCAUGUCCAAUUCUGCCAUUCGCACUGUGUGCCACUGUGUCGCAAUGCUUCAACUUGAAAUAAGCACCAGGUCACAGGGCGUCCCGCUUUUUCAAAGCCCAUUUGAUGAAAUUACAUGGUGGCUCGACAACCUGUCUACAUCACACCCAGAUUUAUCUAUGUUCGCAAAACAAGCCCACAUACUAAAACAGGCUCUGUACGAUCUGCAUAUCAUCCAGCUACCUGUUCACCAACUGUCGCAUACAAAGAGGAUCUACCAUGUCGGUGACGUCUGCAAUGCCAGCAGAUCGCCACCUACGAUCUACCCUAAGGAGCAAGGUUCAGAAUUAGAGGACGAGUGCGCGAAAGAUUUGAAGGAGGAUGAAAAUGACGAUGAUAGCGAGGUUGAUCAUGAGACGGGGAAGCAACUCAUGAUCAGGAAAUACAGUAUUAGCACAGACUCGUCACCAGUCUUACUAUGUCUCGGAGAUGCUGAUAAAGUGCUUAGCGUCUGA